Betta splendens (Siamese fighting fish) is the source of this 1010-nucleotide messenger RNA. Its product is annotated as type-2 ice-structuring protein-like. The transcript has 7 exons. Lineage: Eukaryota; Metazoa; Chordata; Actinopteri; Anabantiformes; Osphronemidae. Bases 289 to 822 code for a protein of 177 amino acids. Gene Ontology annotation, molecular function: signaling receptor activity. The record is from RefSeq and is a predicted model, not a curated record.
UUGAUCCAACCUGAUAAGAGAAUGUGAUGAGUUGUAGUUCAUCAGAGGAAUUGCUGGUAAAAACUAAAUAUCAUUUUCUAAGGUCACGGGGACAACAAGGACUGUCCACACAGUAAAUGAUGAAAUGAGCGGAGGAGCUGACUCUUGACCACAUUGUGCUGGUUCCUGUUUUAUGGGGGAUAAAAGAUAAGGAACAGAAUAAAAGAGCAGGUAGUUGAAGCCUUCACAGUUUUCUUUCAGAAAGAACAGAAGCUGCAGCAGCAGGUGAUCGUCUGUAACGUCUCCAUCAUGAAGCUCCUGAUGCUAUGCGCACUUCUCUGUGUCUUGGCUUUGACCAGAGCUGCUGAAAAAGGCACAAACAAACAAGUGCAACAACCUGAUAAAGAUGUGUCUCAGCUGGAGAACAGCUUUCUUUGGUGGUGUUCUAGUGGCUGGAGUAAGUACGGUGGCCGAUGUUUCCACUUUGUACCACAUCGUUUGACUUGGGCCGACGCUGAGAAAAACUGUCGGUCCAUGGGUGGACAUCUGGCGUCUCUGAGAAACAAGGAGGAGUAUCUUUGGGUUCAGCACCUGAUACAUACUCAAACUAACAGCUACCCAGCAACAUGGAUCGGAGCCUCCACCCUUGAAAAGGACACUCCUUGGUUCUGGAGUGAUGGAACCAGCUUCACCUUCACCUUCUGGUGCAGGGGACAACCAGACUUUCCUGAGAUACAGCGCUGUGCGCAAAUGAAUUACUCAGAAAUCAGAUGCUGGGAUAGUGUGCAGUGUGAAGGCCAGCGUCCAUCUGUCUGCGCCAAGGAGUCAAAGUUCCUCGGCUGAAACGAGGACGAGCUUUGAAGAGCAGCCCACGACUGAUGCAGUUUUUUCUGUGUUUUUCAUCUUUCAGUUCAUCCUGUUUCAUGAACAGGACAUAAACGUAGGAGCUGGUUUGUUCCUGGUGGUUUCAACUAGAACAGCCUCAUUAUUUUCUGCUAUUCUGUCUGAAGCGAAAUUAAAAUCUUUAAGCA